UCACCGGGCGUGCAAGUAGUGCUUUAGAGAUACGGGGUGUAAUGUAACACAAAUGACUGCUGCAGUGAUUGUGAUUGUUGCGAUUGUGGGUGUCGCUUUUGGCACAUCGGUGGUGCUUAGUACGGAAUUGCCGCCGGACGUACCGAAUUGGAUUGGCAGUUUUCCAGGGGCAGAAGAAAUUUUGACAAACCUGACGCAGCUAAUUGACAGGAGUCCGGAGAAUUUGACAACAUGUGACCUGCAACUGGAAGCGUUGUGGCAGAGUAUGGUGGGCCGGCCACAGCUGUGGGCUCUGCAAAUGCUGGACGCGUGGUCCAAAUUACCCGCUGGGAUCCUGCAGGGCAACACAAACGACCUGGGCAACUAUGACGAGUGCCACAAGGUGGCGCACGAGACGGGCAACGUAACCAUCGGUCGAAUCGAAGGUCGCUACUGCCAGAUGACGAUUCCCUUAAACCUGAGCAGUCUCGCCGCAAGGCAGUUUCCCACCGAUUCAAGUUCCAAUGUGCUCGUCUUGCAGUUGGGAACCUGUUUCCCUGCAACGUGCGCUGCCAGUCAACUGCAAGCACUCUUCAAGGCCUCUGCCGGUGGAUUGUUGACCCUUCCAGAGAUAACAUUCACAUGUGAAUCACCGGCGCCCGAUCUCGGACCAAAAGAGGUAGCUGCAAUUGUGGUGUUUUGCAUCGUCGUUGCACUACUUCUGCUCAGCACUUUAUAUGAAGUGACGGCGUUGAUUGGAUCACGAGUACCGAACCGUAACUGGGCGAUGUUUUCGGUCUACUCCAACGGUAUUAAGCUGUUUCGGAUCAACGAACGACAGACACAAAGGCAGUCUGGUGUGAAGUCUAGUCAAAUUGACUGCUUGAACGGAAUCCGUGUCAUCUCGAUGGUUUGGAUUGUGUUCUGCCAUAACUACAUGACUUUGAUGUUGGGGCCGACUGUUAACAAAAUGGCUAUUUUCGAUUGGGUGAAAUCGUACCACAGUAUGCUCGUGGUUGCCGGAACAGUGGCGGUAGAUUCGUUCUUUCUGCUUAGUGGACUGCUGGUAUGUUGGAGUCUUCUGAAGGAGUUGGAUAAGAACCAAAAGCUCAAUCUCCCGAUGAUGUACCUGCAUCGCUAUCUUCGUCUAACUCCAGCCCUGGCGGCACUCAUCCUGUUGUCGUCCACUUUGAUGAAGUAUUUUGGCUCUGGUCCCAUGUGGGAUACCUCGAUCUCAAUGAUGGAGAAUGGCUGCCAACAGUACUGGUGGUCUGCUCUGCUCUACGUACAGAACUACGUUAAUCCAUUGAAGAUGUGCUUGGGUCACUCGUGGUACCUAUCGGUCGAUAUGCAGCUCUUCGUUCUAUCGCCCUUGCUCAUUUACCCACUAUGGAAGUGGGGACGAAGAGUACUCUACAUCAUUGCUGUGUUGAUCCUGCUCUCGAUGGGAUGCGUCGUGGGUUCAUUCCUAGUUAACAAUCUCCGACUAGCUUUCGUAGAUAGUGGACGGCAGGCGAUAGACAAGAGCCGAAUGGUUCUGGUGUAUUAUCCUACUCAUACUAGAGUGGGAGCUUGGCUAGUCGGAGUGAUCCUCGGAUAUAUCCUGCAUCAAACCAAGCAUCACAGGAUACAACUGUCAAAGAUCGCCUGCAUCUCAGGAUGGCUUAUCUCGUUGAGCAUCAUGCUAGCCAUCCUUCUGGGAGAUUAUCCGCUUCAACAACCGGAAACCUAUGCUGAUCAUCCGGUGAUCGUCGACGCCGUCUACGAAUCCACCAAUAGAGUCGUCUGGGCUGGAUGCCUUGCAUGGAUAGUGUUCGCCUGUGUCAAUGGCUACGGUGGACCAAUCGACACAUUUCUGAGUUUAUCCAUAUGGCAACCGUUGGGCAGGUUGUCCUAUAGCAUCUACCUACUGCAUCUUCCGCUACAAACGAUGCUGUUGGGAUCGGUGAGAAAUGCUGGAUAUUUCUCAGACAUCGCAGCUACUCACAACUUUUGGGGAGAUUUCGGACUCACGGUAACGCUGGCGAUAGUGUGGUGCUUAGCGUUCGAAUCUCCCAUCGUUGGAUUGGAGAAGGUUUUGCUGCGGGGAUUCAACAAACCCAAACCGGAGAAAGCCGUACUAGUCGAAGAGGAUAAGACUGAAACUCAAGAGAAUGGCUCAUCGGACACCCUAGCGCCAGCAUCCAGAGAACCAGUUUGAUUUAACCGAAUCAUUUCCAAUAAAAGUACCUC
Messenger RNA from Ochlerotatus camptorhynchus, 2211 nucleotides. RefSeq names its product nose resistant to fluoxetine protein 6-like. The transcript is spliced from 6 exons. Bases 53 to 2179 code for a protein of 708 amino acids. The record is from RefSeq and is a predicted model, not a curated record. Lineage: Eukaryota; Metazoa; Arthropoda; Insecta; Diptera; Culicidae. Gene Ontology annotation, molecular function: acyltransferase activity, transferring groups other than amino-acyl groups.